Messenger RNA from Choloepus didactylus (southern two-toed sloth), 1261 nucleotides. It is a transcript of the gene LRATD1, whose product is annotated as LRAT domain containing 1. Bases 271 to 1149 code for a protein of 292 amino acids. NCBI's taxonomy places the organism in Eukaryota, Metazoa, Chordata, Mammalia, Pilosa, Megalonychidae. The transcript has 2 exons. The record is from RefSeq and is a predicted model, not a curated record.
CGCAGGCACCGCGCUGGGCACCGCACCGCACCGCUGGGCGCGGGCCGGAGCGGAGCUGCAGCGCCGCGCGCCGCCCGGGACCCCGUCGCCGCCGCCUCCGCAGCACCCAUGGGGACAAGGAGACUUUAAAGGAGUUUGGGGUUUCGGGAGCAGAGAAAUCGCGGAUACGGAAGGGCGUCUUGCUUUGCCUUGGACACGCUUUUUCUUCGUCGAACUGUUUGGACCCUGUGCCGGAUCCCCGCUCCUGGCGCUCGCCUCGCCGCGUCAUUGAUGGGCAACCAACUGGACCGCAUCACCCACCUCAACUACAGCGAGUUGCCCACAGGGGACCCGUCGGGGAUCGAGAAGGACGAGCUGCGAGUCGGGGUCGCCUACUUCUUCUCGGAUGAGGAGGAGGACCUGGACGAACGCGGGCAGCCCGACAAGUUCGGUGUGAAGGCCCCGCCGGGCCGCGCCCCCUGCCCGGAGAGCCCCAGCCGCCACCCCCACCACCUGCUGCACCAGCUGGUGCUCAACGAGACUCAGUUCUCUGCCUUUCGGGGCCAGGAAUGCAUCUUUUCCAAAGUGAGCGGCGGCCCGCAGGGCGCCGACCUGAGCGUCUACGCGGUCACCGCGCUGCCCGCGCUCUGCGAGCCGGGCGAUCUGCUGGAGCUGCUGUGGCUGCAGCCCUCGCCGGAGCCGCCCGCGCCCGCCCCGCACUGGGCCGUCUACGUGGGCGGCGGGCAGAUCAUCCACCUGCACCAGGGCGAGAUCCGCCAGGACAGCCUGUACCAGGCGGGCGCAGCCAACGUGGGCCGGGUGGUGAAUAGCUGGUACCGCUACCGCCCGCUGCUGGCCGAGCUGGUGGUGCAGAACGCCUGCGGCCACCUGGGCCUCAAGAGCGAGGAGAUCUGCUGGACGAACUCGGAGAGCUUCGCCGCCUGGUGCCGCUUCGGCAAGCGCGAGUUCAAGGCCGGGGGCGAGGUGCCGGCCGGCACGCAGCCCCCGCAGCAGCAGUACUGUCUCAAGGUGCAGCUGGGCGAGGGCAAGGUGCACACCGCCCGGUUCCACAGCCUGGAAGACCUCAUCCGCGAGAAGCGCCGCAUCGACGCCAGCGGCCGCCUGCGCGUGCUGCAGGAGCUCGCCGACCUGGUGGACGCCAAGGAGUAGCGCCGGGGGGCCGCCCGCCCCGCCCGUCUCCCCGCGCCCCGCGCCCCUCCUGCCCCCGACCCCGGGCUCGGCGACCGGCGAUUCGCGACCCCCCGCCCCCCCCCCCCCCCGC